AUGUUGCCAUCACGUCGAGGUCAUUUCCCGGCUAUACGAGUGUUGGGUGCUUUGGUUGCGUUUGUCUUCGUUUACACAUCCCUUUCGAGGGUAUUUCACGGGUCAAGAUCGCGGAACGCUCCUGUCUCCUUAAGUCCGCUCAGGUUCGGGUCGAACGAUACUGCCCAUCGACCAUGUCCCUAUAUACCUGGACUGGACGAUGUCCUUGUCGUGAUGAAGACCGGAUCGAGCGAAGCCGACACCAAGUUGCCAUGGCACUUCUCGACGACCUUCCGAUGUGUCCCCCAUCAUUUCAUCGUCUCCGACUUGGAAGAGUCCAUCCAAGGGUAUGAUCUCCACGAUGCCCUUCGCGACGUCAGCCCAGCGAUCCGGAAAGACGUACCGGAGAUGGAACUGUACAAUAACUUGAGAGAGCAUGGCCGGAAAGCAUUGGACGAUUACGACUUCACCAAGUACACCCAAUCAAAACAGGCAAAAAAGGAUGGCAGGGAGAAUCCGGCACACAAGCUCGACAAGUGGAAAUUCUUGCCUAUGGCCCAUCAGGCAUACCAGCAUCGGCCGGCCGCCAAAUGGUACGUGUUCAUGGAAGCGGACACGUACCUGUCGUGGUCGAACGUCAUGAAGUGGCUCAAUAAUUUCGAUGCCUCGAAGCCGCAGUACCUUGGCAGCCAGAUGCAGAUCGGAGAAACCAUUUUCGCCUUUGGCGGCACCGGCUUUGCGAUAUCCAAUCCGGCGAUGAAAGAACUGGUCGACUACCGAAGCCGACACUUGGGCGACCUGGAGGAAUAUACCAAGAAUGGAUGGGCAGGUGACGAGAUCCUUGGACAUGUACUUGGGGAUAUGGGUGUCAAAUUGGUAUGGGGAUAUCCAAACUCGCAGAUGUCUCUGCCGCAGGAGCUAUCAUAUACCGAAGCCGAGUAUGACAAGCGGUUAUGGUGCUACGCGCCAAUCGGAUGGCACCGUGUGGACUCGGAGGACAUCGACGCGUUGUACUCAUUCGAUCUGACCUUCAACCAUAAUAAAUCCCUCCUCCUCCACUCCGACAUGUUUAACCAGUACGUCCUCCCCCAAAUCGAAGCCGCUCCUGAGAGAGACGACUGGGAAAACCUGGCGGAGGAGGUCCAUGGAAUCGGACCGGACAGUCCACACGUGAGGACCGCGGCGGCCUGCCGGUCGCUGUGCAUGAAGGAUAAGAAUUGCAAGCAGUAUACGUAUGGACACGGCAUCUGUCGAACCUCCUCCUCCGUCCGGCUCGGAGAACCGGUUGCUCGAAGCAGUCCGCAAUUGUGGUUACCCACGCACUCUGGAUGGAUCGUUAACCGGGUGAGAGCGUUUUCCAAGAAGAUGCCUGCAUGCCGGGAGGGGCCGUGGGUUCUAUCGUGA
Molecule: messenger RNA, 1383 nt
Organism: Eremomyces bilateralis CBS 781.70
Lineage: Eukaryota; Fungi; Ascomycota; Dothideomycetes; Eremomycetales; Eremomycetaceae
Exons: 2
Coding region: 1-1383 (460 amino acids)
Cellular component (GO): membrane
Molecular function (GO): glycosyltransferase activity
Source: RefSeq, a predicted model, not a curated record